Megalops cyprinoides (Indo-Pacific tarpon) is the source of this 888-nucleotide messenger RNA. RefSeq names its product syndecan-1-like. The record is from RefSeq and is a predicted model, not a curated record. Bases 1 to 888 code for a protein of 295 amino acids. Gene Ontology annotation, biological process: cell migration. Gene Ontology annotation, cellular component: cell surface; membrane. Lineage: Eukaryota; Metazoa; Chordata; Actinopteri; Elopiformes; Megalopidae. The transcript is spliced from 3 exons.
AUGAUCCUGGAGGCCUUGAAUGGAUCUGGUGAUGACCUGGACAAUUCGGGCUCGGGGGACUGGGAGCCCCCUGGAGUCCACCCCCCCACUGAGGGGGAGACCGGCACCACCUCGGCCCCACCCAGCGGCCCUCAUCCUGAGGACCUCCAGCACCGAGCCGUCUCUGCCAGUCCAGCAGAAACCAUGCCAAUAACCACACCCCCUCAUGCAAAAGCCACACCCAAGACCCCUCCCACUGCACUCACUGCUGGGAAUGUGGAGCAUGAGGUUGUAGGGGAGCCGAUGAUCACCCCACCUGAGGAUGAGGGGACAGCGCCCCCUACUGUUCACUCACACACCACGCCCCGCUUGGAGGAGGAGGGGACAGCUCGCUCACACACCACGCCCCGCUUGGAGGAGGAGGGGACAGCUCGCUCACACACCACACCCUGCUCGGAGGAGGCCGACUGCCUGGACUCCUCUGGAGACGACGCCGAGUCUGGCGAUGGUGCGGUUGGGAUGUCGACCAGCUCACUUCUCACAACUGAGAGACGCACUGAGUCCAUAUUCACCGAGGAGGAGAAGCUCAUUCCCCACGGCAGGGCCCACAACACGGACAGUGAAACAGCAGAUGACUCAGACCUGACAUUUGAUCCCAAGACAAAGGAGGAGGAAGCAGAAACAACAGACUCUCCUGUGGGCAGUUUGGCAAAGAGCCAGGGCCUUCUGGAGAAGAAGGAAGUUCUUGCAGGGGUGCUGACCGGGGGCGUGGUGGGGCUCAUCCUGGCUGUGGCUCUGCUCUCUCUCAUGGGCUACAGGAUGAAGAAGAAGGACGAGGGCAGCUACUCGCUGGAUGUGCAGCAGAGUGGAUACCAGAGACCCCAGAGACAGGAGGAGUUCCUCGCAUAA